AUGGCCUGUCGACUCUAUCUUCACCCGCUGGUCAUAUCGACCGCCCAGCAAUUCUUCUUCAUUUACAUCGCAGGCUUCACAUCGCGCACGUCAAUCCUGCGACCAAUUGGCUUCAUCAUAUUCCUCAUCUCUACCUUCGUUGCCCUUGCUCAUUUUGAGGACUUUAUUGAGCCGCCAGGAUGGGUGUCUAGAGCAAUCAUCUCGGCAUUUCCUCAGAUCUCGUUAACUUACUUUGAGCGUAUGAUAGUGCGCAAAAUUGCCUAUGCAGAAGAUCGUGAGAAGAAAGGUCAAAAACCUCAGUCGAGGUUGGCACAGUUUCGCUCGCGGUAUGUCUUUGGACAAGAGGUUGCGUCUUCAAUGAGAGGCCUGGGUACGCCUUGGGAGAUCAGAAAUAUUCACCAUUUCGACUCUCGAGACCCAACCUACGUGCCUGCGGCGACACCAUUUGUCUGCAUAAACCUACUCAGAGUUCUGCUCAGCUACUUUGUCCACAAGCUGUGCAUUACAACGCAAUUGAGUCUGGAUCAGCAGUACAUGCAACCCCAAUAUGUGCCCAUCUUCCGCCGUCUCGGUGAUGUGACUUUGGCAGAGCUGCAAGUUCGGUACAUCGCGACAGUCACUACGGUUGUGUCAAUUUUCUGCUUUAUCCAGGGCGGCUACUCUCUAGCCUCUGCUGGUUCAGUUAUCAUGAACCCCAAAGCCGUGAAAGAUUGGCGCCCGAUUUUUGGUGAAUUGACAGAGUCUUAUUAUCUGCGGCGUUUCUGGUCCAGCUGGCUGGAGCCUUUACUAAGGAGAAUCCUUCCCUUUGGACUUGGAAACUUCGUAGAAUACAACAGCCGCGACUGGAACUACGAGCAGAUCUGUGAUCUCCAAGAACGCAUUGGCGACACCUUCAUUAUUGCCAGCCCCAAGCAGAUCCGCGUCUUCACUGGAAACGCAAAGGCCUCAGAUGACCUAUGUCGAAGACGCAGAGACUUUGUCAAGGCUGUUGCUCUGUACAAGCCGCUUGAGAUCUUUGGCCGCAAUGUCGUGACUACUGAAGGAGACGAUUGGGUGCGUCACAGAAGAAUCACAACACCUCCAUUCAACGAGAGAAACAGCGCUCUCGUAUGGGAUGAAUCCAAGAGACAGGCUACAGAUAUGCUCAAGAUGUGGGCGUCCAACCCAGAAGGAGUGGUCAAUCCUCAGAGCGACACCAUGGUGCUGGCCCUUCAUGUCCUCACAGCUGCUGGUUUUGGCCGAAGCUACACCUUCGGCAGUGGUCUUGAGAGCACAUUGGAUAACCACAGUCUCACCUAUCGCGAUUCCCUCAGCCUCAUCCUCGGCAACCUGUUCACUGCUGUCUUCACAGCGACGCUCAAUCUACCCACAUGGAUGCUUCCAUCCAGGUUCAAGCAGGUUCAAGAUGCCGUCCUCAACUUCCGCCAGUACAUGGCUGAGAUGGUCGCUGAAGAACGCGAGGCCAUGGAUGCUGGUGCUGAAGAGCAGGACAAUCUCAUGAGUAUUUUGGUGCGAGCAUCAGAGAACCAGAACAAUCAAGGCAAAGGCACCCGCCAUCUGUCAGACUCUGAGAUUUACGGCAAUUUGUUCAGCUUCAAUCUUGCUGGCCAUGAGACUACUUCCAAUACUCUCGCCUAUGCAACAAUCCUUCUCGCAGCGAACCCCAAGUGGCAGAAAUGGGCCGCAGAGGAAGUCGACCAAGUCACAGCUGGAGUUGAUCUCAAGGACUUGGACUAUGAGACAUAUUAUCCUCAAUUGAAGCGAGUGCUGGCUAUCAUGCACGAAACACUGCGAUUGUUUGGCGCAGCAAGAGCAGUUCCCAAAACAACCGUCGUAGACCAAGCCCUCAACAUCAAUGGCACCACUUACACGAUACCCAAAAACACCUUCAUCGGCGUUAACCUAGCAGGCCUUCACACGUCCUCCGCCUCGUGGGGCGACAACUCUCUGGAAUGGCUACCCAGCCGCUGGAUCUCCAGUGACGAGACGGGCGAGAAACUAGCCGCUAUGCCCACAGGCGCUUUCCUCCCCUGGGCCGCGGGUCCGCGUGUGUGCCCAGGCAAGAAGUUUUCACAGGUGGAAUUCGUGGCGGUGCUGGCCUGUCUUCUGAAGGAGUACACUGUGGAGCCGGAUGCUGAUGGUGAGCUCAAGGCAGCGGCGUCAAGGGCCCUGAUGGAAGAGGCGAAACAGUCUAGCUUCAACUUCCUGCUCAAGGUGAAGCACCCUGAGAAGAUCAGGCUCCGGUGCGUGCGUCGUGAGGGGACGGCUUAA
This is a messenger RNA of Fusarium sp. VM40, 2271 nucleotides long. Lineage: Eukaryota; Fungi; Ascomycota; Sordariomycetes; Hypocreales; Nectriaceae. The record is from the annotation of a GenBank genome assembly.